Messenger RNA from Hibiscus syriacus, 1543 nucleotides. RefSeq names its product probable beta-1,4-xylosyltransferase IRX10. Lineage: Eukaryota; Viridiplantae; Streptophyta; Magnoliopsida; Malvales; Malvaceae. The transcript has 8 exons. Gene Ontology annotation, molecular function: glycosyltransferase activity. The record is from RefSeq and is a predicted model, not a curated record. The coding region runs from base 66 to 1445 and encodes 459 amino acids.
AAGAGGUUUUUUAAGCUUUCCAUUUGAUGCUCCACUCGACUCAGUAGUCUCUGGAAAACAAAGCAAUGAGUCAGGCUCGAGUCUUCCAAGCGCAUGCCUACGCCUCACCAUUCUGCACUCGCGCUCACAAGAUCUCCGCUCUCUUCCUCGUAACCGCCACUUUCUUCCUCACUCGUCUCUUCGAUCAAUCCUUCCCUCCCUCCAGCUGCUACCUCGAUCACGGCCGUCCGUCCCCGAACGUCGACAACCUCCACGUCGCCAAAACCAACGCUGCCGGCCACCUCUUGUGGCCCGAGCGAGGGUACGGGUCCUAUCUCUCUCUCAAGAUCUACGUCUACGACGAGAACGAGAUCGACGGCUUAAAACACCUUUUUUACGGAAGAGAUGGAUCCAUUUCUACCAAUGCUUGUCUUAAAGGCCAGUGGGCUUCUCAGGUCAAAAUCCAUAGGCUAUUGCUUGAAUCUCGAUUUCGAACAAGAAAGAAAGAGGAAGCUGAUUUGUUCUUUGUACCAGCUUAUGUUAAAUGUGUUCGGAUGUUGGGUGGUCUUAAUGACAAAGAAAUUAACCAAACAUAUGUCAAGGUUUUGAGCCAGAUGCCGUAUUUCAGGCGAUCCGGAGGACGGGACCAUAUAUUUGUUUUCCCAAGUGGUGCUGGAGCUCACUUGUUUAGAUCUUGGGCAACCUAUAUAAACCGAUCUAUAAUUCUCACUCCUGAGGGAGACCGUACUGAUAAGAGAGACGCAAGUGCCUUUAAUUCAUGGAAAGAUAUCAUCAUUCCUGGAAAUGUUGAUGACGGGAUGACGAAAGCAGGGCCUACUAUUUUCCAGCCUUGGCCUCUAUCAAAGAGAAGGUAUUUGGCAAACUAUUUAGGCCGGGCACAAAAUAAGGUUGGUCGUCUCAAGUUGAUUGAGCUUGCAAGGGAAUAUCCAGAUAAGUUGGAAUGUCCAGAGCUACAGUUCAGGGGUCCUAACAAAUUGGGAAGACUGGAAUACUUUCAGCACCUUGGCAAUGCCAAAUUUUGCCUUGCACCACGUGGAGAGUCAUCUUGGACCCUCCGCUUUUACGAGGCAUUCUUUGUGGAAUGUGUUCCUGUCAUCUUAUCAGAUCAAGUAGAACUACCGUUUCAAAAUGUAAUCGACUACACACAGAUAUCAAUCAAAUGGCCAUCCACAUCAAUAGGACCCGAACUUCUGGACUACCUAGCUUCAAUACCAGAUGAGGUCAUAGAGCAGAUAAUAGCUCGCGGCAGGCAAGUAAGAUGCUUGUGGGUUUACGCUCCGGACUCAGAGCCAUGUUCUACAAUGCAAGCACUAAUGUGGGAGCUUCAGAGGAAAGUGAGGCAAUUUCACCAAUCAGCUGAAACAUUUUGGCUGCAUAAUGGAUCCGUUGUGAAUAGAGAUCUUGUUGAAUUUGCAAACUGGAAACCUCCUUUACCUCUGCCUUAAAAAAGAAACAGACUAUUUGGUUGGCAGAGAUCUCUUUUUCUUCGAUUUCCACAAAUUAUUAUUUACUAUUUUUUCUAGGUCAUAGAGCAUUUGUCUUU